AAACGCAACACUUACUCUUGUUCCCCGCGUCUUGUCACGACGCUCGUUUGAUAACCUGUGGGGACUUAGCGACUGAUUUCUUUUGGCAAACAGCACGGACACGUAAACAGCCUGUCAUUUAAAGCCAGCUGCUGUCACUGUUAAUUGUUUGAAACAACUCGUACAUGACUUCAGGAUGGUUGUGGACGACGUUCAGUUUCUGAGCAUACUGAAGGGAAAACGCGUGAAACUGACCCUGAAGACUUCGUCUUACCUCGGCGUCGUUCAACGAAUCAACCCCAACAAAACAUUGAUUUUGGCAGACGUGAGUGGCAGUAAUGGCUGCAAGUUUCCUGGCUCUAAAAUGUUCUUCGGGCAUGAGAUCUUGAACGUGGAAUUUACCAAUGAAGGUAAAACUAACCAUGGAAAUAUCCAAGAGCACAGACUGCAGGAGCACUUGGAAGUGGAAAAGUUUCAGCCAUACAGGAAGAAAAUGGCAUCUGUAUAUGAUGAUGAAGACGAGGAGGAGUAUAUCAACUUUGAAGUGAUUGAUCAGUUUCAUGAGAAAUUUGGACCAGCUGUGAUGCAUAUCAAGAAGCAGCGUGUGAUUGGUGUGGGUGCCGAUGGCGUUGAGGUGUUUCAGCAUGGGAGGCUGUGCUGGCUGCAGAUUUCCACUAAAAACAAAGUCUACCUGUUUGAUAUCCUGGUUCUUGGAGCGCGGGCCUUUAAGAAUGGUCUUUCCAUGAUCCUGGAAAAUAAGCACAUACUGAAGGUCAUUCAUGACUGCAGGGCUGUUGCUGGAUGUCUGGUUUCUCAGUUUGGAGUAAAGCUUACCAAUGUCUUUGACACACAGGUGGCAGAUGUCAUGAGCUUCUUGUCAGAGACGGGCGGUUUCCUCCCAGACAGAGUCAGUACUCUGCAGGAGGUGGUGAGUCUCCAUCUAAAAGUGCCCUCGUCCCAGCUUCUAUCACUUCAGAUGAAGUCACAGCUCACCAUGGAAGAAAGGGAGAUGUGGCAGAAGCGUCCCUGUCCUGUUCCCUUGCUGAAGGUGAUGGCUCUGUCGGUGAUCCAUCUUCAGCCUCUCAGACUGGUUCUGCUGGAUGCUCUCAUGACAGACUACGUGACCCUGGUGGAUUCAUACCUGAACAGCAGCCACUUCCAACCUGAUGAAUUAGAGCAUGUCAGCAUGGAGAGUGUGUUGGAGCUGCCCAAAGAGCUCAGGCAGUUUGAGCAGAUGCGUUGUGAGAAACAGGAAUGGGCUGCUGAUCACUUCCCUGUCAAUGAGAAAGGACUGCUGGCUCGCUUCAACCCCCGAGCUCAGCCUCCAUCCAAGACCUCAUCCGCAGUGGAGCAGCGUGGGCUGACGAAGGCUGGUUCCUUUCAACCUGAAACUGUGGAUUCACCUUCCUCAUCACCAGCAGACCUUCAUCCUACUAGCCCUCCAAGAGACACCAAAGUCCUGUCUGGGGAAUUCCCUGUUUCCUCUGUCCCAACAACUCAAGUUCCAUUACAAGCUGCUGGAUCAGAUGUCUGCAAACCAAUUUCCCCAACUCAUGGUGCAGCACGAGGGCACAUGGAGGUGCUGAUGGAUGCAAUGGGUAGAGGAAGGCCCUUUGCGAAAGACUCAUCAGUCUCGCCCUUGCCUGCUUUUGGAAGAGGGUUCCUUCUUCAGAUGUCACAAGCUCAGACCCCCAGAGAGAGCACAGGGGACCAAGGGACUGCUCCUUUAAGCCCCAACCAUACGUUUACCAAAGAAUUGAUGACCGACCAUGGUCCCGGCCCUGCUAAGGACUCUGCAGCCUUGAGGACACCCCAGUCCCUCUCAUCUUCACCCAUGCAGUCAUUCAGGCCUUUCAGCUUUUAAAGCAAGUCUUAAAAACGUUUCAGUUCCAUAGUUUGUGAUGUCAUACUGUGACCAGUAGGUGGCAGUAAAUGCUCUGUUUUGUGUAAGAGUUUGUUUGGUAGAAGUUGAUACUGAAAGUGUUAUGUUUUCAAAGAAUAAUAAUUUAGCUUUAAUGUUAAAUUUCAGGUCAUUUAAAUACAAUUUUUAUUAGUUAUUAUGACGCAAUGUCAAUUUGUUUGUUCCUUCGUUUUGUCACAUGUCUUAAGAAAUUUGCCUUAAAAUCCUUCUCGUUAUGAAAACGUGGUUAUUAUUUGCAGUCUUUACAGUAUAACCAAGACAAUCUUCUUUAUUUAGUGUUUGAUACCAAGUAUCAUAGACUUAUUUUGAUGGUGGAGUAUUUUUAGUCAUGCAAAGUGUGGCUGUGUGAACACAAACUACAACCACAAACAGCUCCACACACCUUUUUGUCUUUACCGUAGCAUGCUAAGCAUAGCUUGCUUGAUUGCCAAUACAGCUUGGCUUCUGUGCCUCAUUGAUUGACUGUGAGAAACAGACGGUCAUUGAUGAAUCAGCUGCUAAUUUAGCAAAAACACUGCUAUAGCUGUCACCCCUUUUGAUGACUGAUGGGAAAAAAAACAACACAAGACUUGCGCACACAGGCUGAGCAGUGAUCCUCACUCUCUGCAACCUCACUCAUGUCUGCAGCUCGUAUGUACAUGAACACAGGUGCCAAACAUCUGCUGUGUUCUAAAAAAAAAGCAGGUCUUAAACAUGAAAUGUGCAGCUUGAGGUGCCAUGCAGAUAUUGCAGAGAGCCACUGCACAUCCAUUUCAGCCUGGAUCAAGGCAUGGAUGUAACAGCAGGGCGUUGCUCCAGCCUACAGCGCAAAUGAGCCCCCCAUAUUAAUCACAUCUUAUUGCUAUGGUUAUCUACAUGCAGCGGCUUGGGCCCUAUCCAGAGCUUUUUUAAUUGAAAGCAUGAAACAGAUAAAGUAGGAUUUUAAUUAAUUGGGAGGCAGCCCGGCACAAAGCCUCACAUCUCUCUUAGCAACCAGCUCCUCCUCAGCUUCUGCUAAACACAAGCAGGGUGGAUCCCACCCAUAUGCCUCCUUUAACCCUUUGAAAUGUGUUUUUUCUUUACUCAAUCUGUUAAACUCCUGUAAGUAAACCUCCCAUAAUAAAAUUUUCUGUAACAAAACAUCA
Labrus bergylta (ballan wrasse) is the source of this 3024-nucleotide messenger RNA. Lineage: Eukaryota; Metazoa; Chordata; Actinopteri; Labriformes; Labridae. The record is from RefSeq and is a predicted model, not a curated record.